This is a messenger RNA of Contarinia nasturtii (swede midge), 769 nucleotides long. Its product is annotated as neuropeptide-like protein 31. NCBI's taxonomy places the organism in Eukaryota, Metazoa, Arthropoda, Insecta, Diptera, Cecidomyiidae. The transcript has 4 exons. The record is from RefSeq and is a predicted model, not a curated record. The coding region runs from base 140 to 463 and encodes 107 amino acids.
UAAAAAAUCACAUUUCAAAAGAUCUCAAAAUCAACAGAAUCAUUCUAAUUGGUUGUUCUUAUGUGAAUAUAAAUUUGUUGUCAAGAAGUGAUUUCAUCAUUUGAUCAUCAACAACGAAAGCGUUUGUUUUAAUCUAAAAAUGUCUCAAUUUGCGAAGAUUUUUUCAAUUUUUAUUAUUAUGAUCGUCUGGACUAUGGCAGCUCCUCAACCACACGGUGGACAUGGUGGGGGAUUUGGAGGACAUGGAGGCUUUGGGCAUGGAGGCUUUGGGCACGGAGGCUUUGGACAUGGAGGUGGUUUUCGUGGUUAUGGAGGUGGAUUUCAUAGAGGUGGUUUUGGUGGCGGAUUUGGAUUCUACGGAGGAUUUUAUCGUCGACCAUUUUAUAGUGGGUUUUCUUCGAUCUUCCCAUUUGGAUAUCCUUUUCCAUAUCCAUAUUAUCCGUAUUAUGGCUAUUAUUAUUAAUGUGCAGCAACGAUUGAGCUUGCUUAUAUUCAAUAUAUUUUGUCCGGUAAAUGUAUAAUAAUAAGUCACCGAUAAAACUUAAGUCAUAAUGAGCAGUGUUGGCCGGGAAAAGGUUCAAUCAAAAGGAUUCAAAAAACAUAUACAUUCAAAUUGAUAGACAAAUGAUCUUGGAAGACCUAAAAACCAUCACAUAUUCCCAGAGAAGAAUUACUCCUCUACUCCUUUAGGAAAAUAAUUGAAAUUACUCUUCCUUGGCCGACUACAAAAGCUAUAGAAAUACUCCUUCUAAUUUCUCAGACGAGCAAU